This is a messenger RNA of Euleptes europaea (tarantolino), 2412 nucleotides long. RefSeq names its product vomeronasal type-2 receptor 26-like. Gene Ontology annotation, cellular component: membrane. Gene Ontology annotation, molecular function: G protein-coupled receptor activity. NCBI's taxonomy places the organism in Eukaryota, Metazoa, Chordata, Lepidosauria, Squamata, Sphaerodactylidae. Gene Ontology annotation, biological process: G protein-coupled receptor signaling pathway. The transcript has 5 exons. The record is from RefSeq and is a predicted model, not a curated record. Bases 1 to 2412 code for a protein of 803 amino acids.
AUGGUGACCAAGUUCUACCAGCACAUCCUUGCACUGGGGUUUGCCAUCAAUGAGAUCAACGAGAAUCCCAAGAUCCUGCCCAAUGUCACUCUUGGGUCCCACAUCUAUGACAGCUACUAUAACGUGAGGAUGACCUAUCGCACCACUCUGGAUCUGCUCUUCAAAUCACAGAGAUUUGUCCCCAACUACCAAUGUGACCACCACAAAAACCUCAUAGCCAUCAUUGGGGGACUUGGCUCCGAGACCUCCUUUCGCAUGGCAGACACCUUAAGCCUUUACAAGAUUCCACAGCUCACUUAUGGAUCAUUUGCCCCUGAGGAUAUGGAUGCUAGAAAGUUUCCUUCAUUUUACCGCAUGGUUCCAAACGAAGACCAUCAGUAUAUGGGGAUUGUCCGGUUGCUUCUCCAUUUCGGAUGGACAUGGGUCGGGCUUUUUGCUGUGGUUGACGAAAGCGGUGAACAUUUUCUGGAGUCCAUGGAACCGUUGCUAUCCCAGAAUGAAAUCUGUGUGGCCUUCAUAGAACGAAUCCAGAAAAGAUUCUUUUGGGAUAACUUGGAUGACAUCAAUGAAUUUGCGUCAAAUAGUUAUCAAUAUUUUCCUGACAGCAAUGCCAGUGCUCUUAUCUUCUAUGGAGAAUCCAUGGCAAUUGUAGCUUUCAGCAGUUUGAUGUUUCUAGGAGACCCUAGAUGUAAGGAAAGUGCUGCAUUCAAAAAAGUGUGGAUUACAACAGCCGAAAUUGAUUUCGUAUUAGGAGGUCACCAAAAGGGCUGGGAUUUGCAAUAUUUCCAAGGUGCCAUUUCCUUCACAGUCCAUUCAAAGGAGGUUCUGGGAUUCCAGACAUUGCUUCAGCACAUAAAGCCUGACCAGACACAAGGAGAGGGUUUUCUCCAGGUCUUCUGGGAGCAAGCAUUUGACUGCAUACUUCCGAAUCCAUUGGAGAUGUUGAAGGACGAUGAAGCAUGUACUGGAGAUGAGAAGAUAGAGAGCCUUCCAGAUCCAUUUUUUGAUAUGCGCAUGACUGGUCACAGCUAUAGCAUUUACAAUGCAGUCUACGCCAUAGCACAUGCUUUGCAUGCCUUUUACUCAUCAAGUUUCAACCACAGAGCAAUGCCAGGUGAUAAAAGAUCUGAAUUUCAAGAUGUCCAACCUUGGCAGAUGCACCGAUUUCUUCAUGGCCUUUCCUUUAACAACUCAGCUGGAGAAAGGGUGACUUUUAAUAAUAAUGGGGAGUUGGAUGCUGGGUUUGAAAUAAUGAAUUUGAUCAUCUUCCCAAACAAGUCGUUUCUCAGUGUGAAGGUCGGAAGAGUGGAUCCCAAUGCUGGAAAAGGAAAAGAGUUCUCCAUCAAUGAAGAGAUCAUUGUAUGGCAAGCAAGUUUUAACCAGGAGUUUCCUGUAUCUCUGUGCAACGAUUACUGUUCUCCUGGUUAUCGGAAGAAAAAGAAGGAAGGGGAGAAAUUUUGCUGCUAUGAUUGUUCUCCGUGCCCAGAAGGGAAGAUUUCAAAUCAGAAGGACAUGGAAGAUUGCAUCAAAUGCCCAGAAGAUCAAUAUCCAUGCGAGGACCAAGAUGGCUGUGACCCCAAAGUUAUAACCUUCCUAUCUUUUCAAGAACCUUUGGGAAUCAGUUUGGCUUCAGUGGCUGUCUCUUUUUCCCUGAUCACAGUUUUGGUGCUAGGAACUUUCAUUAAGCACAGAAAUACUCCCAUAGUCAAAGCCAACAACAGAAGCAUCACCUACCUUCUCCUCAUCUCCCUCCUGCUCUGCUUUCUAUGCACCUUUCUCUUUCUUGGACACCCUAGAAAGGUGACCUGCAUCCUCCGCCAAUCUGCUUUUGCCAUCAUCUUCUCAGUGGCUGUUUCUUGUGUCUUGGCCAAAACCAUCACGGUGGUUAUAGCUUUCAUGGCCACCAAACCUGGGUCUAAUAUGAAGAAAUGGGUGGGGAAAAGACUGACCACCUCCACUGUCCUUUUCUGUUCUCUUCUUCAAACAGGCAUGUGUAUGAUGUGGCUAGGAACCUCACCCCCCUUCCCAGAUUUUGACAUGCAAUCACUGAGUAGAGAGAUAGUGGCAGAAUGUAAUGAAGGUUCAGUCACCAUGUUUUAUAUUGUCUUGGGCUACAUGGGAUUUCUGUCCUUCAUCAGCCUGAUUGUGGCUUUCCUAGCUAGGAAGCUGCCCGACAGUUUUAACGAAGCCAAGUUUAUCACUUUCAGUAUGCUCAUGUUUUGUAGCGUUUGGUUAUCUUUUGUUCCAACCUAUCUGAGCACCAAGGGGAAAUACAUGGUCGCCGUGGAGAUCUUCUCUAUCUUGGCUUCCAGUGCUGGGUUGCUGGUUUGUAUCUUUUUUCCUAAAUACUAUAUUAUUGUCCUGAGGCCUGAGCUGAACACAAAAGAGAGCAUUAUUAGGAGAAAGAAUUAA